AUGUCGUCGAAACUCGAACGACCAUCAUCACUUCAUGAUUUAAUUGAUGAUAUUAUUGAAACACCAUCAUCAUCUAAUCCAAUAUCUUUUCGCUUGAGAAAUACUUCAAAAGCACUACAAAAUCGAAAUUAUUUAAGUUUUUCAAGUAUACCAUCAUUAUUUGAUAAAUCGAGAUUUGAACAAACAGGUCAUUCAUUAAUAACAUUAACAAAUGAACUUCAUGAUCAUGCUCAUGUAACAUUACCACGUUCUAAUUCAUCAAUAAUUUCAAUGAGUAAUGAUGACCGACGUAAAGAAAUUGAUCUUAUUAUAAAAUAUUUAUAUGAUGGAAAAUUAUUAACAACAAUUAAUGAUGAUCAUGCUGUGUCAGAUGUUUCAGAUCCAUCAAUGCAUAUGUUAAAUAAAGGACCAAUAACAACAACAACAACAACAACAACACCAAUAGUCAAAAAUGAUGAGGAAAACAAUAAUAAUGUUGGAAAUAUUGAUUUCCUACCACUUGAUAUUGAUACUUCAACACUUCAACGAGAAUUACAAGAAAAAGAACUCGAUAUAAUCCAUUUACAUAAAGAAAUUCAAGAAUUACAACUUGAAAAUAAAUUACUCAAAGCAAAAGUACCAACUGUUUAUUCAAACGAUUACGCAAGUAAUAAUAGUGAAAUAGAAGCACUUCGUCGUGAAAAAGAGAUUUUACAAAAUGAACUACAUACAUCACAAGAAUUAAUUGCAAAAUUUCAACAACAACAGCAACAUUCUGUACGUUCGAACAAAAUCGAUGAAAUCACCUUACAACAAAAAGAAAUAUUAGAAAAAAAAUUAAAAUUUUAUGAAAAACAGAUGCGUACAUUAACCGAUGAAAAUGAAAAAUUAAAACAAAAUUUGCAUCAAACUGAACGAAUCAUUGCACAAUAUAAACGAGAAAAUGAAGAAUUACAACAAAAAGUAACUGAAGCUAAAAAACAUAAUGAUGAAUUAUUUUUUCAAGAAUUUAAUUCAUUUCGAAAUGAUUUAAAAAUGCUUAAACAACGAAAUAAUGAAUUAUGUGAACAAAAUCUUCGUUUACAACAAGAAAAACUAAAUUUUUCUUGGCAUUCAUCUACUCAUGAACAACAACAACAACAACAACAACAAAUGCCAUCUUCAUCAUCAUUAAAAAUAUCUAAUUCAGAUACAAAAAAUUUGAAAAUUUCUCGAAGUGAAAGUCCAAAUAUAUCUGAAGCAAGUGAUUCAACAAAUUAUUUAGCAACAGUUAGUAUUGAUCGUUAUCAUACUCGGCUUUCACCAUCUGCACAUCGUUCAAGAACAGUAGAUGAAAAUCAUCAUUGUUAUCGUACAAAAAAGUACAAUUCAUUUAUUGGACACGAAGAUAUUCAUCGAAAUAAUUCAAUGACACCUUUGUCGAAAUCUGUUGAUCAACAAUUCAAUUUUCAUUCAUCAAAAAUUCAACGUGCUAUUCAAUGGAAUGAAGAAAAUAUCCCAAAAAAUGAAGAUAGAUUAUUUCUAUUAGAUAUUACAAAUUAUGAUGAUGAUCAUCAAACUAUAAAUAAUACAAAAUCAUCAUCACAUUUUUAUCAAUCAAAUUAUCCUGUUCAUCGUAGUAUGACAUUUAAUGAACAUCAACAUCAUUCACAACGAUCAAUGAAUAAUGAUACGAAUAAUCAUCGAGAUGAUCGUCGUCAAAGUCGAAAACAUAUUGAAAUCGCUACUCCUCGACGUCCAUAUGCUCCAUUAUCUAUUAGUGAUAUUCAUUUAAAUGAUUUAAUAAAAUUUACUCGACCAGGUGGUAAAAUAAGUAAAGGUAUUGUUAAAUAUAUUGGAUCAUUACCUAGUAAAACUGGUCAAUAUCUUGGAUUAGAAUUAGAAAAUGAAGAAAGUAAACAUGAUGGAGUUUAUCAAGAUAAACGAUUAUUUCAAUGUAAACCAAAUAAAGGAAUAUUUAUUGGAUUUAAUAAAGUAAUUAUGGCAUGGAGUGGAACAUAA
Molecule: messenger RNA, 1980 nt
Organism: Rotaria sordida
Lineage: Eukaryota; Metazoa; Rotifera; Eurotatoria; Philodinida; Philodinidae
Source: the annotation of a GenBank genome assembly